This is a messenger RNA of Dibothriocephalus latus, 372 nucleotides long. The record is from the annotation of a GenBank genome assembly. Lineage: Eukaryota; Metazoa; Platyhelminthes; Cestoda; Diphyllobothriidea; Diphyllobothriidae.
GCGUUCAAAAAGAUCUCGGGUUACAUUGAAUACGCCAAGGGUUGCAGCGACCUCAAGCUGAUCGCAGGUGGCGGUUGUGACGACUCCGUUGGCUAUUACGUUCAGCCUACUCUCUUCAAAACGAACGACCCUCAAAACAAGAUGAUGACGGACGAUAUUUUUGGACCGGUUCUGACUGCCUACGUGUACGAUGACAAUAAAUUGGAUGAGACAAUCGACCUCGUGGACAAGACCAGUGUCUACGGUCUGACAGAAAAACCACCUUUUCCCACUAUCUCUACUCUUUUUGUUCAUGGCUCUUACCUCGAAGUCCUUGACGUGGAUACCACUACUAACAGCAGCUUAAUUCUUUGCCUAAAGCAGACGCACUAA